Messenger RNA from Solanum stenotomum, 2463 nucleotides. RefSeq names its product tRNAse Z TRZ4, mitochondrial-like. The transcript has 12 exons. Lineage: Eukaryota; Viridiplantae; Streptophyta; Magnoliopsida; Solanales; Solanaceae. The record is from RefSeq and is a predicted model, not a curated record. Gene Ontology annotation, cellular component: mitochondrion. The coding region runs from base 70 to 2403 and encodes 777 amino acids. Gene Ontology annotation, molecular function: 3'-tRNA processing endoribonuclease activity. Gene Ontology annotation, biological process: mitochondrial tRNA 3'-end processing.
AAUUAGAGUUUUGUUUUUAGCGUUCGGGUUCAAAAUUCACGUUGAGGUUACAAGUUCAAAAGUAAAUUGAUGGAGAGGAACAAAGACCAGAAUACGCAAGCCUAUGUUCAGAUUUUGGGGACAGGAAUGGAUACACAAGAAACAUCCCCAUCUGUUCUGCUCUGCUUCGACCACGAAAGAUUCAUAUUUAAUGCUGGAGAGGGAUUACAACGCUUUUGCAUGGAGUAUAAGAUUAAAUUAUCUCAGAUAGACCAUAUAUGUCUUACUCGUGUCUGCUCUGAGACAACAGGUGGACUUCCAGGCUUGUUAUUGACUUUGGCUGGCAUGAAAAACGGAAGUUCUGAGAGUGAUGAUCAUGUUCGUAUAUGGGGUCCUCCAAAUCUAGAUUUGUUGGUUAAUGCAAUGAAGACUUAUGUACCUCAUGCUGUCAUGACGAAGAAAAAUAUCAUUCCACAAAGUGGAUCUGCAUUAGCUUCCCCUUUACAUGCAGAGGAGCUGCGAGAUGUUGAAAAGUUCAAGGCAGUUAGUAUAUCAGUGUUUCUCCUAUCACCGACUCAAUUUAGUUCGAAUGAUACCUCCAUUGUAUAUAUUUGUAAAUUACAUGACAUCAGGGGGAAAGUUGACAUCGUAAAGGCUAAAGCUUAUGGACUCGAAGAUAAGAGAAAGCUUGGACAGUUGCAGAAAGGGAUCAGUGUGAAGUCAGAUCUUCUGGAUAUAGAGGUCCAUCCAGAUGAUGUUAUAGGUCCACCUAUUCCUGGUCCGAUUGUACUGAUUGUCGACUGUCCAACAGAACCUCAUGCACAAGAGUUAUUCUCUGCACAAGCUCUUGAUGUGUACUAUUCAAAUUCCGAAAGCAACUCCACCAACGUUGUGAACUGCAUCAUUCAUUUGAGCCCUGCUACCGUCGUCAAUAGUCCAGUUUAUGAGAAAUGGAUGAGGAAAUUUGAUUCUGCACAACAUAUUAUGGCAAGAGCUACAAGGAAGCAUGAAACAACUCCAAUUCUAGCAUCUAGUGCUAGAAUAGGUACAAGACUGCAUUAUUUGUGUCCUCAGCUUUUUCCAGAUCCUAGUUUUCCUUCUGUUCAUAAUGAUGAUGACGACGUUGCAGCUCCAAAUAUCAAAGUACCGGUGGAGGGUUCAGUUUGUGGCAUAUCUGCUGAAAAUCUCUUAAAGUUCGCCUUACGUCCUCCUAGAAAACUGGGAUUGGACAGAUCAUGUGUUCAAAAUACGAUGACCUCCUCCGUUUUCAUUGAAGAGUUACUUUCAGAGAUUCCUGAGAUUGCUGAUGCAGCUAAGAGCAUAAGCAAAUUUUGGCACAAACCUAAAGAAGAUGAGGUAGAAUUAUCCGACAGGCAGGACAGUAAUGAUGUCGUGACUGAAGAACCUUCGAAAUUCUGUGUCCCUAAGUGUCUCGAGAAUGUACAGAGAGAUGAUCUAGAGAUUGUUUUUCUUGGCACUGGUUCUUCCAUACCUUCAAAAUAUCGAAAUGUCAGCUCUAUCUAUGUUAAUCUUUUCUCUAAAGGAGGUUUACUCCUUGACUGUGGAGAAGGAACUUUGGCACAACUCAAGAGGAGAUAUGGCAUUAGUGGUGCAGACAGUGUAGUUAGAAAUCUUAAAUGCAUUUGGAUUUCCCAUAUCCAUGCUGAUCACCACGCUGGUUUGGCUCGUAUACUUGCUUUAAGACGUGAUUUGUUGAAGGAAGUAGAGAAUGAACCCAUACUGGUUAUUGGGCCAGAGAAGGUUGGAGAGUUUCUUAAGGAGUAUAUAAAAUUAGAAGAUCUAGACAUGUUGUUCCUCGACUGUUGGAGCACUACGCGGUCUAAGUGGGAUAACAUGGAGGCUGAAGACAGUUCUCUGCAGCCCUGUUCGAAAAAAUUGAAGCCAAGCACUCCACUUGAUGACAUAGCAUUGCUAAAGCAUUUAAGGAAAGUUCUCGGUGAAGCAGGGCUAGUGAGACUCAUCAGCUUCCCUGUUGUACACUGUGAUGACGCGUUUGGUGUUAUCUUGGAAUCAGCAGACAGAAUGAAUCGAGGGGAAGUAGUACCGGGUUGGAAGGUUGUGUACUCUGGUGACACGAGGCCAUGCUCAGAAGUUAUAAACGCAUCUCUUGGAGCAACAAUUCUUAUACAUGAGGCUACGUUCGAGGAUGGCCUUGUAGAGGAGGCCAUAGCAAGAAAUCACAGCACAAUCAAGGAAGCUCUAGAAGUGGGAGAUUCUGCUGGUGCAUACCGCGUAAUAUUAACUCACUUCAGCCAAAGAUACCCGAAAGUACCUGCACUUGAUGAAGUGAGUAUGCAAAGAACUUGUAUUGCUUUUGAUCUAAUGAGUGUAAACCUAGCAGAUUUGCCAGUGCUCCCUAAGGUUCUUCCCUACCUCAAAUUGCUUUUCAGAAACAACGGUUAAUUUAAAUUUUAAAGUAUGGUCAGACUGUUCUAUAACAGUCAUCCUAUAUAACAGUCUAGU